Messenger RNA from Sphaerodactylus townsendi, 3690 nucleotides. RefSeq names its product fibroblast growth factor 6 (gene FGF6). Gene Ontology annotation, molecular function: fibroblast growth factor receptor binding; growth factor activity. Gene Ontology annotation, biological process: positive regulation of protein phosphorylation; animal organ morphogenesis; positive regulation of gene expression. The transcript is spliced from 3 exons. Lineage: Eukaryota; Metazoa; Chordata; Lepidosauria; Squamata; Sphaerodactylidae. The record is from RefSeq and is a predicted model, not a curated record. Gene Ontology annotation, cellular component: cytoplasm. Bases 195 to 815 code for a protein of 206 amino acids.
GGUCCUCAGCAGCUCCAGCCCUGUCGCUCUGCCUCCCUUCCUGUCCCAACUGCUCUUGGGCUUCAGUUUCAUGUCCAAAAUCUUCCUCUGCUUUCCAAAAAUAAGCCACUGCUGCCAUGCUGAAGGGAGAAAAACAAGAAGGGCGGUAUUUUUAGGGCCAUUAAUUCUGACCACGUGCCCGGGAGGUGAACCUGAUGGCCAUCGCGCAAAGACGACUCAUCACUAUGUCCUGCGAAGCGAGCGUCCACUUGACGUUCCCCGCUUUUGUUCUCCUGGGCUUCCUAGCUGAGAUUGUCUCCUCGUACCCGGUGGCGAGCAGAACAAAUGGCACCCUGCUGGAGAGAGGAUGGGAAUCCCUCUUGUCCAGGUCCCUUGCUGGAAUGUCAGGAGAGAGAUCUGAAGUCAACUGGGAGACUGAGUAUUUGCUGGGAAUCAAGCGGCAGCGGAAGCUUUACUGCAAUGUGGGCAUUGGGUUUCACCUCCAGAUAUUUCCAGAUGGAAGGAUAAGUGGCGUUCAUGCUGAAAACCAAUACAGUAUCUUGGAAAUCUCAACAGUAGAACGAGGUGUGGUUAGUCUGUUUGGUGUGAGAAGCACCCUUUUUGUCGCAAUGAACCAGAGAGGAAGAUUAUACGGCACUGCAACUUUCCAAGAGGAAUGCAAAUUCAGAGAAACUCUCCUCCCCAAUAACUACAAUGCCUACGAGUCGUUUGCCUAUAGAGGCUCAUACAUAGCCCUCAGCAAAUAUGGGAAAGUGAAGCGCGGAUCCAAAGUCUCUCCUGCUCAGACAGUCACACACUUUUUACCCAGACUGUGAAAAUGAGAGUAAGGAGCGUUAAAGUACUGUUUCAUUUUGCACAUGUGAAUACUCUUCCGGGUAAGGUAUUGAUCUUCACACUUCCGUGAAUAUAUGUAUAUCUGAAUGAAAUUAUUUGAACUGGAUCUGUUACACAGAGACACGGUCAGGUGCCACUUCGCUACCUGCCCUGCAAUGCUUUCAAGAUAAGCCAUAUUUUGCAAGACACUGGAAAAAAAUAUUGAUCAGGGCUUCCCAUGAGAACACUUGUGUAUCGCAACAUGGGUGCUUGUUGUAAUUGGUGCUAUUUCAGUGAGACUCAGCCACAGAGCCGUAGUGAGGGGGAACUACGCCUCCGGCACAUGUGUGCCCUACACCCCUGCCACGCCCCCAUCUGCCCCACCACAGAACGCCCCCAGAACGCCCCGCAUUGCCCUGCACCCAGUGCAAGAUACAUACCCCCACCCAUCCCCUGGGCACUAUACCACUGCUCAGGCAGAACCACAGAUGUCUGAGACUUUUUUUUAUUGUAUUAUUUGCCAGCCACCUUAACAACAGUCUUUUAGUGGCUUUUAUUAUAUUGUUAUCCUUAAUAGCAGUUUUCAAAUGGUGUUCUUGUGGUCCCUAAGGUGCUUUGGACACAUAUCAGAGGUCGGUAACAGUGGACAAUCUUGCUGAACAACAGUUUGCUCACCAUUACUGAUAACUUUUUGCAAAGUAUGGCCCAAGUGGUACAUGGUAGUCUGAGGGUUCUUUUACAUAUUAUAGACUCCUCAUGUUUGUUGACUGAUGACUCAAGAAUAGUGCUGCCAACACCAGGUUAAGUAAUCCCUGGAGUUUCAGGAGUGGAACCUGGGGGAGGGCAAGGUUUAGGGAGAGGAGGGACCUCAGAGGGUAUAACGCCACAGAGCCCACCCCCAAAGCUGCCCAUUGUUCCAGAAGAACUGAUCUCUAUAGCCUGGAGAUCCACUAUAAUCCUGGAAGAUCUCCAGGUCCUACCUGGAAGUGGGCAACCCUGAUUUUGAAGCAGAAGUGUGAUGUUCCCAGUCUCCUACAAGCGUUUUUCUCCUUGUACCUGGGGCACACAGGAAGAAGCAGCUGCACUCUUAUCUUCUGUGCUGUUUUCUCCUCCUUAAAAUGCCCCAUGAACCACAAGCUUCAUCUGUGAACUCAUAUUACUUAUGCGGCUACAUGCCAGUUGCAAUGGAGCCAACAGCAAUUCCAUGGGUUAUGUUGAGGAGGAAAAAAUAGUGGAGAUGGAAAAGUUCAGAUAGUUUCAGAAAUUCUCCUAGCCUAGCUCUCCCUAGUCUUCCUUCUCUUCUCCUGGCCAGGCCUAGCUUCCUUGUUCCUCAACAGUUAGUCCAAUAUUGCUCCAUCCUUGCAAACAGUCUUCUCCUUAUUGGUGAGCCCACAAAUCUGGUUCCUCCUUUUGUUUUCAUAUGACUCUGAUGUCACAUGACUUCGUGUAAUAUGUCUGCAACUCAGUUGGGUCCCAGGUCUGGAAAGGUUGAAAACCACUGAUGUAGGAAAGCACUAAAAACCGCAGCCUAACAUACUAAGUUUGCCAGCUUGGAGAACAACCUUGUUAUAUCACUUUUGGUUAUACCUGCAAGCAACAUCAUGUUGCUCUAGGAAUUUACCCAUCUCUAUGGUUUUUACCAUAAAGAGCAAUUCUGGCAAUUCCUGGAGAAACUUGAUGUCACUUCUGGGUUUUCCCUGAGAAUGAUGUCAUGGCGUUCAUGAUAUGCCUUCCAUGUCCCUGCCCCACGCUCUCAGCAGUUGCUAGUCAUGGCCUGGCAACCAUGUACAAUAAACCAGAAUUUUACUCUGCAGUAUGUAAUUGAUAAAACAUGUGAUACUAAUUUGAGUGGUCAAACUGCCUUUCAGCCACUUUCUACCAUUUUCCACAUUGCUUAUCUGCCAAGGAAUCUUUGCAUGUUGCAGAGUACUUGGGAGUGUACUUUAAGGUGCCCUCUCAGUUUACACUGUUGAUGACUCCUUACUAACCUAUGUGAACUGAGAAAUUCCCCUGCAAUGCAUCCAAAACACCCCUGAAACUGUGUGUUCCAAAGUUCGUCAUUUUAAGGCCUGAUACACACAAUUUUGAAAAACAAAUUCCAGGAUGAAAUGAUGUUUUAAAGUCAUUGGGUGAUUAGAGCACGUCACUUCCAAAUGCUAGUUUAAAAAAACAAGUCCAUUGCAGGCUCUUGGCUACCCUCUGCUUCCCACCUCAGGCUCCCACCUCAGAAAUUCUCUCCAAGAAUACAUAUAAAGAACACUUAACUUCACUCAUCUGUUUAUAUAACCUUUCCUCAGAAUACCAGUCAUGCCACAUUCUCCCUGCCUUUAAAGAUUAUUUUAAGAGACCCUGUCAAUAGAUACUAUAGAUAUCUGUGAGCAGAAGUCUUGAGAUGCUUGCAGGAGGGGUGGGGGUUCUCCUAAAUUUGAAACUCCAUGUGGAAUGAUGUCAGAGCACAGGCAUUUUCAUUGCUAGGUUGCAGCUGAACUAUAUGUCCAAGGCAAUGAUAUAUGAUAUUCCACGUUUUUACCGUAAUUCUUCUGGCCCUCAUGCAGCAACUGCAGGUCUCUCAAAUACACACCAUUUUUAAAAUAUGCUUGUUAAUAUGGAAGGUGGCAAGGUAUAGCCCCAUCUCAACAGGCCUCGGAAAGCUAAACAGGGUCAGUGCCAGGUUUGCCAGCUCUAGGUUGUGGCUGGAGAUCUCCUGCUAUUACAUCAGUUCUACAGGUGACACAGAUCAGUUCACCUGGAGAUAAUGUCCUCUUUGGAAGUCAGAUUCCAUGGCACUGUGCCCCAUUGAAAUCUGUCCCCUCUCCAAACCUCACCCUCUUCAGACUCUACUUCCCUCCCCACCCCACCCCCCAAAAAAAUCUUCAG